CGUACACGACCCGACCCGACUUGACCCACACGUUGACCAUGGACGGUCCUUUGGAAGCCUGUCGUGAUCGUACACAACGCUCGAUCGAACGCAGCGUCCAUGAAGGAAAUGUUCGAUACGAACGUGACGAAAACUAUCCCCCCUCUCGGCAACACUACCGAUCAACAAACCAGCACGGCCGUCACGAAGAGCGGACCGAAAUCUUUCACCCUUCCAAGCGUCGACAAACUAGUGAGGGACAUCGGCGUGAUCAUCAACGCCAUGGAGAUUUUCACGAUCAUCGCCGGGAAAUUGAGCCUCGGCCGCCAAACCAUCGCACGGGACAUACCUUACCGCGAAUUGCACCAUGGUCGUAGCCUUCAGCACAAGACGUCAAGCUCCUGUCGUCCCUCCGACAUAAAGGGGGACCGUCACAAAAGGUACUACGUCAAGGAAGUUCCCAAGGACGAACGCUUGCCGGAUAUCGUGGGACCGGAUCCACGGGGUGACGAUCCUAACCGGCGAGUCACGAGGAAGGCUACCAACCGUGUUGCCGGGCGCAAUACGGAAUCGUUCGACCCCGCGUCGACCUUGGUUCGCCCGGAGCUACGCAUUCUAGUCGGGUCGCCGCAGAUGGAUGUCUAUAACAAACCUCUCAAGCAUGACGAUGUCGUUAUCGUCCCGGAAUUGUUUGGUGCCCAGGAAAAUUGGGAUAUGUACUACAACCUUGUCGAGGAAAUGACGGCAAAGCAAGAGUGGGUUUCGUGGCACGAAGGAUUGCAUCUGAUAGUUAAGAAGCCGGAGCAAUCUCCGUUGUUCAACAACAUUGUCGAUCGUUUGUGUACGUAUUUUAAGAUACGCAAACAAUCCAUCGGAUACCGCUUCAAUUGGUACAAGGAUAGCUCGGAUUGGAAAGCCUUCCAUCACGAUUCAGCAGCUUUCAACCCGCAGAGGGCGAAAAAUCAAAACAUCACUAUCGGGGUUUCCUUUGGCGCUACGCGAGAGUUAGCCUUUGUCCGGGCGACCGAUAUACCAGAGGCCAAGGUGCGUGUCUACUUCCCGCAAACGAACAACGGUGUUUUCACUUUUGGUCGCGACGUUAACAUUUUGUGGAAACACGGCAUCAAUGCCUUGGCACCCGAAGAGCAAGACGGCAAGGGUCGAAUCAGCAUUAUUCUUUGGGGUCUGGCACAGGAUGUAAUCGAAGAGACCGGAUCUCCACCUCUCUUGGGUUCGGACGGCCAAGGUCCUCAUGCGCAGCAACUCGGCGGUAAACGACAUUACCAGGGCAACAACAGCAGAAAUCAUGACCAUCGCGGAGAGUCUACAAAGAAACAUCGAAACUGA
This is a messenger RNA of Phaeodactylum tricornutum CCAP 1055/1, 1326 nucleotides long. RefSeq lists its product with no specific name. The record is from RefSeq and is a predicted model, not a curated record. The transcript is spliced from 2 exons. NCBI's taxonomy places the organism in Eukaryota, Bacillariophyta, Bacillariophyceae, Surirellales, Neidiaceae. Bases 100 to 1326 code for a protein of 408 amino acids.